Paramuricea clavata is the source of this 2859-nucleotide messenger RNA. The record is from the annotation of a GenBank genome assembly. NCBI's taxonomy places the organism in Eukaryota, Metazoa, Cnidaria, Anthozoa, Malacalcyonacea, Plexauridae.
AUGUUUAGUCAAGCAAGUCCUUUAAAUGCCCGCGAUACAGUACAGGAUGUUAUAUUGUUGUUCACUGACGGACAACCACGGAGCCCAAAAGGAAGUGCAGUGGAGAAAGCAAUGGUUGUUACUGAAACAAAUAAACUGAAGGAGAAGAACGUUACAAUUGUCGGUGUGGCAGCCGGAACACCCAAGCUGAUUAAAACGUUCAAAAAGGACAUUGAAAGUUGGGUAACAGACUCAAGCGAAGUAGCAGAAACGUCGUUGGAGACGUUGGACAAAGAUGUGGACAAACUAGUGAAUAAGAUAUUUAAUCCUUUGUGCAAACCAAGACCAGGUAAGUGCUGCAGCGGUCGAAAUUUUGUAGGGUAAAUUUAUCAGAUAUUCAAUAAUUUGUUGGGCAAAAAUACAUUCAAAUCAUGUUGACGAUAAAAACAAAAAACCUAUCAGUCUAAAUUUGAGCAAAUUGUAAUGCUAUUCUAAUAUAUGUCGUUUUUUUGACCAUCACAGGUAAUAUCUUCCCCCAAAGUGUACGGAAUGGCGUUUCAUACAGAGGCUCUAAAUUUCACAAUUUUCCGGGACAGCAUGUCCGCAUACCCCCAUAGGCACAAGUAUAUCGAGUGCCAAAGACAGGAGUCUUUGGCACUCGAUCUUGGGCCUUCGCAUCAUCGUCCCAAGGUCAACGGGACUGUUUAGGUCCACUGCAAUGAGCAAUGUGGCAUAUCCAUGAGGAUGGUGUUUUCGACAGUACCGCUGCGGAACCUCAUAAAGUUUUUUUUAGUUUUCCCAGCAUCUUUACGUUCUUAUAACGCUAUACAGGCCAGACAUUUGAAAUCUGAAAUAAUAUCGUUAAAAAGCUUAUUCAUAGCUUAUCCUUUAAUUUAAAAUCGACAAUAGUUAGAAAAUAGGAUUAAGCAUUAAAAUAACUCGAGAAUAUCCUCAAGAUACAAAUUAAUGGUCCCUUGUUGUAACGUCACACGUAGCCUACCAGAGUUAUGCAUAUCCAAGAUGGCGAAUAUUUUUUAAACCACGAAGAAUAAAGAAAACCUGUAAGAAGCUUUUGAAAUAUAUUGAAAUAUAUUAUACUUUCAUUGCUAUUUCGCUUUAACGUGAGUAUCAUUUUUCUUUUAUCUCUAGGCCAAUGCUUCUGCAAAGGCGAUAGUGGUGGAACAUUUACCGCUUAUAUGAAGAAAGGAGAAAUCACAACCCAGGUCGAUUGGGUAAUCCCAAUAACAUGCACCGGGGGUGCCUCUUAUACCGUGGAUCCACCUAAUGUUAACUCUGGAGAUAGAUUUGGCCCAGGCAAACACGUGAUUACUUACUCGAGCUCGUACACUAACCAUGCUGGAAAGAGUGUAGAUCUCAAAUGCCCUCUUCACUUCACUGUUGUUAGUAAGUGAUAAUAACUAAAGAUCUUUUACAACUUUUUAAUCAGUAUCUUGCAAUUCGCAUCGAGAUUAUAAAAGGGGGAGUAUUGCGGGACAGAUUCAAUCAAACGAAACGAACAAAUUGACAUAGAGACGAUAAACGAAUAGAGUGCAUGGGCAUUACAGGAUAAUUUCAGGCAGACGAAAGGGACAAAUUGCAGCUUGCUAUUAAUGGAGGCAAAUUUGAGUUUAUAUACCCGGAAGUAAACCAAGAAAGUCAAGUUUUCACCUUUUGGCUACAAUUCAAGUAUUCAAUCCUGAUUUGAUCAACAGUCCUGACUUGUUUUACAUUUAUUUGUGGCAAAAAAGUGAGAAAUUUCCGUUUUAUAUCGUUGAAAAUGAUGAAAAAUUAGGACAGCUGAGAUCACAAAGAAAACACCACUCUUCAACAUCGACAAAAACUACUUUAAAACAUUCCUACCGUUCCAAGACUUAUUGUGUAUUAAAAGACGUCCAGGUAUUCUUGUUGAAUUUAGGCCUUUAAUCCGUACUUAAGCUAUGCAAGAAUGUUUUCAAAGUUGUAUUAUUUUCGUAAUUUCUCGCUCUUCCUAAACAUCGGUACAUCGCGGCUUUCCAUCCGGGAAUGAGAAUUUACAUGAGAACAAGAUUUUAGCCAAUCAGAGAGCGUUAUUUGCCGCACUCUACCUUUUAUAAUCGCCAUGGGCAUUGCAUUAAUUAAAUUCAGCAGAAAAUGGAUCAGAUGUAGUGAUGUAGGAAUAGUUUUAUCACUAAAUUCGGGUGUUUUGUUCAUUCAGGGCGACUGAGAGCUUUAAUUGUUAAUAUUUAUUUUAUUGUCGCUAAAUUUGUCACGGCAGUAUUGCUAUAGGAAAAUUUCAAUGUAGCCAAUUGACAUGCGAUCAUACAUUCGGGACUUGCAAUUGUUGGCAAUCGAUCAUGAUUCAACUCUUUGAAAUUUAUAUGCAGUGCGCCAUUAAAAAUGUAAUAUAGACACUUUAGAAGCUAGCCUAAAAAUCCUUUGCAUAACAAUAUCUGGAGGGCAAGAAAAACAUUGUGCUUUGUCUUACCCCAUUAUUGAAAAAUCCUACGGCUUUCCGUGCUUUCGAGUCACCUAUUAUUCUCGACUAUUUUUAGUUAACUGCAAAGAGCCUAUUUGUUCCUCGCGCAAUUCCCACUAUAAACUCUAGCUAUGGCCAUUCAUGCAAUUUGGUGGGUGACAGUUGACAAAUAAUUUAAUUUCUUCAUUUAGCCUGUGGAUGUCCCAGUAUCCAAACAGUACGACCGACAGGUUCACCCGGUGUGGACGGAAAAUACUAUGUCAGUUGGACCGAACCUGAACCCAAUUGCCCGGCCCAGCCAAGCCCAAGCAAUCCUAGUAAGCCCAGUGGACGGUUUUCUGCUGGUGAAAGUAUUGUCACAUACAAGUACAGAGUGGCAAACAAGUUUAAUCUAAAAUGUCAUGUGAAGAUUGUUGUCCCUGCAG